UUACUCCGUCGCCUGCCCGAUCGCCGGUUCGACAACCGGCCAGGCAUUUUCCUUGUAAAACUAUCUCGUAUUUGUCUUUGUAAUCCGGUCUAUUUAUGUCUUUAGCCAUUUAUUUUUUACGUAGUAGUAAUUUGUGUUUUAUAUAUUAAGUUAUAAUAUAAUUAUUAAGAUGAUUAGCUAUAAGUUCUUUUAGCUUUUGAUUCAAAAUAUUUAUUAGUAAAUUAUUUUUUUAAGUGUUUGUUUUUUUGUGAGCAUGGAAGUGGAAAGUUUCAGUUAGUGAUUAAAUAAUAUGAAAUAUUGUAUUUUGAGGUACAAGCGGCAGAUUUUGCUUCUGAAAAAUUUCUAGGAUAACAAAACUACAAAAGAAAAGCUCAAAAUGAAUAAAAUUAAUUUUACUGUCAACGGGGAACGAUAUUCAUUGACGGGUUCGGAAGUAUCCCCGUCGACUACUCUGAACGACUACUUGAGGAACAGCCUCGGGCUGGUGGGCACGAAGGCGAUGUGCCACGAGGGCGGCUGCGGCGCAUGCGUGGUCGCUGUGGCCAAAGAACAUCCAGCCACUGGAGAAAAACACAUAGUCGCUGUUAACUCUUGUCUGGUCCACAUAUUGUCAUGCCACGAGUGGGACAUCACCACUAUAGAGGGCGUGGGGAACCGCAGAGACGGCUACAGCGAGCUGCAGACCAGACUGGCGACCUUCAACGGCACCCAGUGUGGGUACUGCACGCCAGGGUGGAUCAUGAAUAUGUAUAGUUUGUACGAAAGCUCAGAGAAAAGUCUAACAAUGCAUCAGAUAGAGAGGUCAUUUGCUGGUAAUAUCUGUAGAUGCACCGGAUACAGACCUAUUUUGGACGCCUUCAAAAGUUUCGCCAUCGAAAAUGACCAAGAUACUUUAAAGAUUAAGGAUUUAGAAGACCUACAUGAAAUGCAAUGUGCCAAUAAAUGUACAAAAAAGUGUACAAAAGAAGAACAGGAUUGGUGUUUUAUAUAUAAUAACAGUAAAAGCAAUCUCUUAGAUAUACAAAUGGAAGCUAACAGAUGGUACAAAGCAUUUUCCAUUGAAGACGUUUUUACGGUCCUUAGUAAAGAAACUGCAGAUAGCUACAGACUAGUCGCUGGAAACACUGGAAAGGGAGUAUUUCCAAUCAUAAAGGAGCCUCGCGUGUUUAUUGAUAUAACUUCGAUAAGCAACUUAAAGGAAUCUAUAAUAGAUGAGAACUUGGUGCUCGGAGCUGGUCUGUCUAUCCAUGAAGUGAUGGACAUAUUCCGGAGAGAGAUGAAGAAUGACAAUUUCCGGUAUUUAGAGCAUUUCCACCGUCAUCUAGAGCUGGUGGCUAACGUACCAGUGAAAAACAUUGGCACUAUUGGAGGUAAUUUGGCUAUGAAGAACGCCCAUCACGAGUUUCCUUCCGACGUGUUCCUUAUUUUUGAAACAGUUAAUGCAAUUGUUACUUUAGUGGACAACAAUCUCAAGUACAGUGAAAUAAAUUUACAAAAGUUUAUGAAGACAGACUUGAAGAACAAGCUUAUCGUAAAUGUCAAGAUACCACCAAUAUCACAAAAGCAUCUAAUAAGAACAUACAAGAUAAUGCCACGCGCCCAAAACGCUCACGCGAUUGUCAAUGCAGGUUUCCAUUUUAACCUGGACGCUGAGGACAAGGUUAUUUCAGCCAAUAUUGUAUAUGGAAACAUCGCAACUAAUUACAUUCAUGCUAAAACUACAGAAAAUUUUCUCAAAGGACAGCAUCUCUAUAGUGAGCAGACUCUGCAAAAGGCACUGGAUUUAUUGAAUACAAAUAUAAAGCCUGUUGAGUUUUCGCCUGAACCAACACCGGCAUGUAGGAAGGCAAUCGCUUUGGGAUUAUUUUAUAAGGCUAUCCUAUCUCUUCACCCAUCACCUAACACUCGAUACAAAUCUGGUGGAGCUGAAUUGUCAAGGCCAGUGUCACACGGUACUCAAACUUACGAUACAGACAAGAGUAUGUGGCCGGUGAACCAGCCCAUACCUAAACUAGAAGCGUUAACUCAGUGUUCUGGCGAGGCGUUGUAUGUUUGCGACACGAUAUCUACAGUCCGUGAUGUCCAUGUUGCCUUCGUGCUUUCAUCAAUCUGCCUCGGAGAGAUAGUUAAAAUUGAUCCCAGUGAAGCUUUGAAAAUACGAGGUGUUAUUAGUUUUUUCUCUGCCAAAGAUAUACCCGGUAAAAAUACCUUCACGCCGAAAGAUGUUCCUUUUAUGGAUGAAGAAGAAGAAAUCUUCGCAAGCAAAAAAAUCUCUUUUUAUGGUCAGCCUGUCGGUGUUGUCGCGGCUGUGACAAGGAAAUUAGCUUUGAAAGCUGCUGGUUUAGUAAAUGUAUCGUAUAAAAAAAGUUUAACAAAACCAGCUUUAACUAUUAAUGAUGUUCUGGUAUCUCCUGAUAAGAAUAAGCGGAUUCGUGAAGAUGUGACCGUAACAGCUACAGAUAAGGGUACGGAUACAACCCAUGUAAUCAAAGGUCAUUAUUAUGUACCGGAUCAGUAUCACUUCACCAUGGAGACUCAGAGCUGCACCACGGAACCCUCCCGCAGAGGAGUCUGCGUGCGGUCUUCGACUCAAUGGAUGGACAUGGUUCAGGUUGCAGUGGCAAAGACUUUGGAUUUACCAUUAAAUAGAGUUGACGUGGAAGUACCACGCGUAGGAGGAGCUUAUGGAGGCAAAGCCACUCGAGCGUCGCAGAUAGCUUGCGCCUGCGCUCUUGUCGCGUACAAGCUGAACCGUAGAGCGUCUCUAGUAAUGCCUCUCACUGACAAUAUGGACGCUAUCGGAAAGCGGCAGGCGGCAUAUUUUGAAUAUGAGGUGGGAGUUAACAAUGACGGAUUAGUCCAAUAUGCAGACAUAGUUUACUACUCUGAUAGCGGAUAUUCAGUCAACGACAAUUUAGGUAGCUCUAUAGCUAUGACCAUGACCACGUUGUACAACAAAACACGAUGGAACAUCACGGGGUACAGUGUCAUUACUGAUAAACCUUGCAAUACAUGGUGUAGAGCUCCAGCCACUUGCGAAGGAAUAGCCUUUGCCGAGCAUCUUAUGGAAAGAAUAACUGAUGCUACUAAAAAAGAUCCUUUUGAUAUUAGAAUCCUAAAUAUAGAUGAUAAAAACUCACCCAUUCUCGACAUGAUAGACACAUUCAAAAUAGAUACUAAGUACGAAGAACGAAGACAGGCUAUUAAGAAGUUCAACAAUGAAAAUGCUUGGAAGAAAAAGGGUUUACAAGUUUCAAUGAUGAUGUAUCCGAUUGAAUUUUCUGGCAAUUUCCCAGUGUCAAUUUCAGUUUACCACGCAGAUGGUACAAUAUUAAUAUCCCAUGGUGGUAUAGAAAUGGGUCAAGGUAUUAGUACAAAAGUCGCCCAAGUUUGCGCAUAUAGUUUAAAUGUCCCUUUAAGUAGCGUGACGGUAAAAGGCUCCGAUUCUUUUGUUUCUCCGAAUAGUAUGGCUACAAAUGGAAGUAUUACCAGUGAAUCUGUAGCAUUCGCAACAAUUAAGGCAUGUAGAGAACUAUUGAAAAGACUUGAACCGGCAAAGGCUGAUCUAAAGGAACCUACGUGGCAAGAGCUCGUCAAAUCAGCAUUUAAUAAAGGUAUAAACCUCCAAGUGAGCGCAAUGACAUCAGAGCUGGACAAGCUGCCAGGUUAUCCAAUUUACGGUGUGUGUGCCGCUGAAGUGGAGUUGGAUGUAUUGACUGGUAACCAUCUCUUGACGCGUGUAGAUCUGGUCGAAGAUACGGGACGCAGUCUCAGUCCUGAGAUAGAUGUUGGACAGAUAGAAGGUGCUUUCGUCAUGGGCUUAGGUCUGUGGACGUCGGAGAAGAUUAUAUACGACCCGUCAGGUCGCUUGCUCACAAAUAGGACGUGGACCUAUAAACCACCUGGUGCUUGUGAUAUCCCCGUGGACUUCAGAAUUUCGUUCAAGAGGAACUCGCUAAAUAAUAACGGUGUUUUGAGAUCUAAAGCUACCGGGGAGCCAGCGCUGGUCCUCGCAGUGGUGGUAACGCACGCUCUGCACGAGGCGAUUGUCGAAGCUCGCAAAGAAUAUGGCCACCUGGACACUGAGUGGGUCCACGUUGAUACUCCGUACUGCGUGGAAAGUAUAAUCAAAGCCAUCUCACCAAAUAUAGGAAGUUACCAUCUCAAAUAAAAGUAGCAUGGCGUUCAUUUUAGUUCAUAGAAUUCAGUACCAUUGAAGUCACUGUGGUAGAUGCGAUUUAUUUAUUGGAACCAGAAUCUCCGAAAUAAGCGGAAUUUAUUAUUUUCUCCUAAAUUUUUCACUUGAGCCCAGAACGGUGCUUCAAAGAAUAUUAAUAAAAUUGACAAUAAAAACUCAUAAAUAAUAGACACAAAA
Bicyclus anynana (squinting bush brown) is the source of this 4375-nucleotide messenger RNA. RefSeq lists its product as uncharacterized. The transcript has 22 exons. The coding region runs from base 377 to 4171 and encodes 1264 amino acids. The record is from RefSeq and is a predicted model, not a curated record. Lineage: Eukaryota; Metazoa; Arthropoda; Insecta; Lepidoptera; Nymphalidae. Gene Ontology annotation, molecular function: iron ion binding; 2 iron, 2 sulfur cluster binding; oxidoreductase activity.